This is a messenger RNA of Gracilinanus agilis (Agile Gracile Mouse Opossum), 1494 nucleotides long. RefSeq names its product RUN domain containing 3B (gene RUNDC3B). Lineage: Eukaryota; Metazoa; Chordata; Mammalia; Didelphimorphia; Didelphidae. The record is from RefSeq and is a predicted model, not a curated record. The transcript has 12 exons. Bases 1 to 1422 code for a protein of 473 amino acids.
AUGGCUUCCCUGAGCCUGGGGGGGCUGAGCGUGAACCGUGGCGGCGGCAGCAGCAGCUGCAAGAAGAGCCUAAACGCCCGCAAUGCUGCAGUGGAGAGGAGGAACCUAAUCACCGUGUGCAGAUUUUCUGUCAAGACCCUGAUUGACCGAUCCUGUUUUGAGACGAUUGAUGACUCAUCCCCGGAAUUUAACAAUUUCGCUGCUAUUUUGGAACAGAUACUAAGUCAUCGGCUAAAAGAGAUUUCACAAAGUUGCAGAUGGCUGGCUCACCUCCAAAUAACUCUUCAAGGUCAAGUAACCUGGUUUGGCUAUGAAAGCCCUCGUAGCUUCUGGGACUAUAUCAGAGUGGCCUGCCGAAAGGUUUCCCAGAACUGUAUCUGCAGCAUUGAGAAUAUGGAAAAUGUCAGUUCUUCAAGAGCCAAGGGAAGAGCCUGGAUCAGAGUAGCACUCAUGGAAAAACAUUUAUCCGAAUAUAUCUCCACAGCUCUGAGAGACUUCAAAACAACCAGGAGAUUUUAUGAAGAUGGAGCAAUUGUAUUGGGUGAAGAAGCAAAUAUGCUUGCUGGCAUGCUGCUUGGACUUAAUGCUAUUGAUUUCAGCUUCUGCCUGAAGGGAGAAGGAUUAGAUGGCAACUUCCCGGCUGUCAUAGAUUAUACACCAUAUUUGAAAUUUACCCAAAGUUCUGAUAGCAUCAGCAGUGAUGAAGAAGAAUUAAGGACCUUGGGAAGCAGUGGUAGUGAAAGUAGUACUCCAGAGAAUAUUGGCCCUCCUUUUAUCAUGGAUGAAAAUAGUUGGUUCAACAAAUGUAAGAGAGUUAAGCAGAAGUAUCAACUUACCCUGGAACAAAAGGGUUAUCUUGAAGAACUGUUAAGACUUCGAGAGAACCAGCUGGCUGAAUCUGUUUCUCAGAACAAGUUACUGCUUCAGAGAAUUGAAGAUUCUGAUUUGACCCACAAACUAGAGAAGGAACAGUUGGAGUACAUUAUCGUAGAACUGCAGGACCAGCUGACUGUGCUAAAGAAUAAUGAUUUAAGAUCAAGACAAGAGUUAACUACCCACCUCACCAAUCAGUGGCCUUCCCCAGGAGCUCUGGAUGUCAAUGCUGUUGCCUUGGAUACCUUGCUUUACCGAAAACACAAUAAACAGUGGGAUGACAAAAGUUUUCAAAGUCUGGACCAGUUAUCAGCCGAAGUUAGUCUUUCCCAGACAUCUCUGGAUCCAGCCCAUUCACAGGAUGGAGAUGGUAAACAAGACAUGUUAAAUUUACUAAAUGAAGGUAAAGAAGAUACUCCCUCAUUACUUGGUCUCUGUGGCUCUCUAACCUCAGUAGCAAGUUAUAAAUCUCUAACAAGCCUGAAAUCAAGUGACUACCUUGCAAGUCCCACCACAGAGAUGACCAGCCCAGGCGUAACUCCAUCUUGAAAAGCCGAAUGUGAGGGCAGCCAGAAAAAAACCUCUUACAUCGCAUACAUUCAGUCUACAUUCCAUGGGUUU